AUGUCCCUCAGCCCACUAAUCCCAUCCCUACCCCCAAUGUCCCCCCUCCAAACCCAUCUCCCCACCUCCCUCCUCCUCACCUGCGCCGCCACCGCCGUCUCCAUCCCCAUCCUCGUACAAACCCUCCUCACCCACCUCUCCGCCUACCACACCGCACCCCAAGACCUCAGCACCUACCUCUCCGUCCUCGAAUCCAGCAUUUCCGAAAACGCCUCGUACGAUCAUGACAUUAGUCGAAUAUCCAAACUCGAAGAUAAACUGCGCCUCGCGGGCAUGGUGCGAGAAAUCCAAAAAUGCGGCGAUGAAUUGCGGGAUUUGUUGGAUAAGAUGGUUAGUAAAGAAGAUCACAAGAGAUUAAAACUCGGGUCGAGGAUAUUAUGGGGCACGACCCGACGGGAUCUCGAAGAGCGCGUCCGGAAAUUGGAUUUAUUACGCAUGAGGUUUCUGGUGGUGUAUUUAGGAAUGGUGGCGGCGAAAACCGAAGUGGUGCUGAAGGAAAAGGAGAGGGAGAAGGAGAGGGAAAAAGAAGAUGCGGAUAAGGUUUCCGGAAUGGGGUUCGGACCGCUGGGUUCUCCUAUUCGGACUAGGACGCUACCGAGUAAUUUGAGCGAGAAUAUUAAACGCACGCCACCGCUACGCAGAAUUACUAGUAAUGCUAUAGGGCAUAAUGAGGGAACGGGAAGUCCGCAGAGGAGUGGAUGGAUGGGGGUCGUGAGUGAGCUGCAGAGUAGUCCUUUGAUGCAUAAGAGGAGAGCUUCGGUGGAACAGUCUUCCUCGGUGGGAAGUCCGAGGAGUGAGCGAUUUGCUCAGUUUCCUUAG
Molecule: messenger RNA, 819 nt
Organism: Sclerotinia borealis F-4128
Lineage: Eukaryota; Fungi; Ascomycota; Leotiomycetes; Helotiales; Sclerotiniaceae
Source: the annotation of a GenBank genome assembly